UAAUACCGCUGUUGUGGUUUCAAUCUUCAUUUUUCAGUUCUUUUUCAAAAUUGCAUUUUUUUCUAAUAAUCCUCAUAAUUGUAGUCAUGUAAAUGUAAUAUCAAAUUUGAAAAAAUGGUAUUCUUGAACAAGUGUGUGUAUUUCAGAGCAACUCCAACGCUGCGUUUUCAGAAGAAAUAUCGUGGUUUUGUUGAUUCUCUUGUGAUUCAUGUCCGUGGUGGUGCUGGAGGCAUGGGAUAUCCCAAGUUUGGCGGUGUUGGUGGAAAAGGAGGAGAUGUUAUCCUAGCUGCAAAAGAAGGAAGUACGCUAAAAAAUGUCCUUACCAAAUAUCCGGAUAGAAAAAUUAGAGCGUCUAAAGGAAUCGAUAGCAAUUCGAGGUUUAUUCUUGGAAAACCAGGAAAGAGCCACAUCAUAGAUGUACCGGUUGGUGUUGAUGUGAUGGACAAUCAACGUAGAAUUAUAGGUGAACUAAAUGCUCCUGGAAAAAAAUUGAUCGUUGCUCGUGGCGGAUGUGGAGGCUGUCAUGAAACCGGAUUUAGUGGAUUAAAAGGCGACAGUUUUAACAUAAGAGUAGAUUUGAAACUUAUAGCUGAUAUUGGAUUAGUAGGUUUCCCAAAUGCUGGAAAAUCUACUUUACUGAAAGCUAUCACCGAUGCCAAGCCUAAAAUUGCAUCUUACCCUUUCACGACUAUCAAACCCAAUGUUGGAAUUAUGAAAUAUCCCGAUCUACGUUCCAUUUCAGUCGCUGAUUUGCCAGGAUUGAUCGAAGAUGCUCACAAGAAUGUCGGUAUGGGUCAUCGUUUUCUUCGUCAUUGUGAAAGAACAAAAUUUCUCGUUCUAGUCGUCGACAUAAAUGGAUUUCGUUUGAAUUUGAAACAUAUACACAGGACUUGUUUAGAAACCGUCGUUCUUUUAAACAAAGAAAUCGAAUUAUUCCGCGAUUGUUUGUUGGAUAAACCAGCAUUACUGGUAGUUAACAAAAUGGAUUCGAAUGGAGCAACUGAUGAAUUCGAUAAAAUUAAGGAUAAACUCUACGAUUUGAAAAACGCCGUUUUAGAAUGUCCUUCUGAAAUGAGACCUUCGAAAAUCAUAACAUUUGACGAAGUACUUCCUAUUUCCGCUAAAACCAGUAUUUCUGAUGUAGAAAAUUUGAAAUUAAAAUUGCGCGAAUAUUUGGAUAUGUAUGCCGCUGAAGAUAACGAAUACGAAUUGUUGUGUCAAUUACAGCACGACCAAGAGAAAAACGCCGUUAAAUAUGUGUGAUUGUUUUUAAUUUGUAACUUUUUAAAAUUUGUUUGUCGUGUGUAAGGAAAAGAUUAAUAAUUGUUUUCACGCA
Messenger RNA from Planococcus citri (citrus mealybug), 1336 nucleotides. RefSeq names its product GTP-binding protein 10 homolog. Gene Ontology annotation, cellular component: mitochondrion. Lineage: Eukaryota; Metazoa; Arthropoda; Insecta; Hemiptera; Pseudococcidae. Gene Ontology annotation, molecular function: GTP binding; GTPase activity. The record is from RefSeq and is a predicted model, not a curated record. The transcript is spliced from 7 exons. Bases 115 to 1263 code for a protein of 382 amino acids.